Mollisia scopiformis is the source of this 1107-nucleotide messenger RNA. RefSeq names its product NAD(P)-binding protein. The record is from RefSeq and is a predicted model, not a curated record. Bases 164 to 1063 code for a protein of 299 amino acids. Gene Ontology annotation, molecular function: oxidoreductase activity. The transcript has 3 exons. Lineage: Eukaryota; Fungi; Ascomycota; Leotiomycetes; Helotiales; Mollisiaceae. Gene Ontology annotation, cellular component: cytosol.
CUUAGACAGGUACAAAGGUGUAUGGAAUCUGGAUGCUGGCGAGCUAGCGGUAGUGCUGACAGGAUCACUUUCACGCUACUUAUACAAGUCAAACCCAGAGACUUAGAACACAUCAAGCCUCGACUUCCAGUACUAGUGACGAGGUAAUCUCCUCUUCUUCUCAAUGACUUCCUCCGCAAACACAAAGGCGCCGUCAUUUAUGCCGACCUAUACGAAGGUAUGGCACACGAAAGUACACCCAACGAUAUCUCCAACCAGACCGGAAAACUCAGCCAAAAACAAGGUAGUGGUUAUUACAGGAGGAGGGAUAGGCACCGGGGCUGCUAUCGCCAAAGCAUUUGCCGAAGCAGGAGCAAAAGCAGUUGGACUCAUUGGUCGACGUGAGAAUCAUCUCAAGACCAGCGCAGAAACACUGUCCUCGAUUUCCACUUCGAUUAAGAUCGAGUAUGCUGUGGCAGACAUCACAGACAAAUCAGCGCUAGAAAGCGCAUUCGAGAAGUUCGAAGGCUCUUUGGGCAAGAUCGAUGUGCUUGUAUCCAAUGCGGGGUAUUUAUCAGACAUCGUCCCUCUUCAAAAGGCGGACGACGAAGAUUGGUGGAGAGGGUUCGAAAUCAACGUCAAAGGGACGUUUAAUGUGAUCAAAUCCUUUCUGUUCCAUGCUGGAUCGAACGCUGUCUUCCUGGGAGUGAACGCCGGUCUCGCUACAAGUUCAGAGCCUCCAGGAUUGUCGAGCUAUAUUUCUUCCAAGAUAGCUUGUGCAAGAAUGCUUGAAUGCAUGCAAGCUGAACAUCCCGAGAUCAGAGUAAUAAGCGUACAUCCAGGAGUGGUCGAUACUGCGAUGACUGAGAAGACCAAAGUACCUCCAAUGGACGAUGCCAGCCUUGUUGCAGGUCUGAUGGUGUGGCUUGCUGGUCCGGAAGCUAAUUUCAUGAAGGGAAGAUUCAUGUGGGCCAAUUUCGAUAUUGAUGAGUUGAAGGAGCGUGCUGCCGAAAUCGAAAAAGGGAAUGAGCUGCGGCUGGGUUUGCUAGGUUUGACACCGCCAGAAAUGUUCUUCAAAAAGUGAAGCUGUGAGUCGACGACUGGGUAUCGUGUUGAGAAUUGCGUCGU